CGUCACUGAGGCAUCAUCAGUUUACCACCAACGGUGAGGUCAUACCUCACGUUGCAUUAGACCCUCACCUCCCUAUCGUCCGGCUGUACCAUUGAAAUUAAGUCAUGUGGCAUGGUUUCGGCUUCAUCCUGCUCAUCCUGCUCCUGCCACCUCUUGCAGUCGUUUACGCAUACUACCGCCACGAAGAUCUAGCCUACCAUGCCAUCGGUAACCUCAUCAUCUGGCUACUGUUCUGGCCCGUCGCAAUCAUUCACGCUUUCACUGUGAUAUUCGAAUGCGGGCACAUCAAGACGGGGCUGUAUUUCGACCACCCUACUCGUGAGAGGCGUCGAGCGGAAAGACAGGAGAAGAAGGCCGCCUAUAAGCAGAGGAAGUAUCAGCGGGAGUACGGGAUGGCUCACCAGACUGUCCAAAGCCUUCAGGGUCAAGAUGUCGCUCGGAACGAUCCUUAUGUACCUCCCAGGGUGGUUCAGACUGCUCCGCGCGCUCGAUUAAGUGUUUCUCGGACUGAUCCAUACCAAGUACCAAGGGUAAGUCGAGCAGCCCUAAAACUGCGAAUAAACAUCGCAUUGGAAGCACUUGAAGUACUGACAUCAUACGGUAUAGGCAUGAGUGUUUACAAACUCACGAUGCGUAAGGUAGCCGUUGGGAAGCCAAGAGCUGAACCAAUACAUGGCAAGACCGAGAUGCUACCUUGGAGACGCCUGUCAGUCAAUGAGAUGAGCGAAGAACAUGAAGAUUAG
Pseudovirgaria hyperparasitica is the source of this 743-nucleotide messenger RNA. RefSeq lists its product as uncharacterized. The record is from RefSeq and is a predicted model, not a curated record. Lineage: Eukaryota; Fungi; Ascomycota; Dothideomycetes; Acrospermales; Acrospermaceae. The coding region runs from base 105 to 743 and encodes 212 amino acids. The transcript has a single exon.